Molecule: messenger RNA, 1101 nt
Organism: Dictyostelium discoideum AX4
Lineage: Eukaryota; Evosea; Eumycetozoa; Dictyosteliales; Dictyosteliaceae
Gene: fam45
Product: FAM45 family protein
Exons: 2
Coding region: 1-1101 (366 amino acids)
Source: RefSeq, a predicted model, not a curated record
AUGGCAACAUCAAUAUCAUUAGAAGAUUCAAUUACAAUAUUUGAAAAAGAUCAAAAUUCAGAUGUUUUAAUGUCAUGGUGUUUUCCAACUAUAACAGAAGAUUUAAAGAGUGUUAUAUUAAAUAGAACAAGCUUAUUACAAGAAAAGAUAUCAUUACAAUUUAGCUUUAGUAAAUUUAAAAACUCAUGGAUUUAUAUAUAUACAACAUCAGUUGAAACCCAACAAAUUAAUAAAGAAGAUGGUUCAAUAACUCAAAUUAAUGUACCUGAUAGUUUAAAAAGAGUUGUAGCAUUCUCAUUGGUAUUGGUAAGAAAUCAAUUCAAUCCUGAAAAGUAUGGAUCAUUAGCACAAAUAAUGUCAUCAGUUUAUAAACAAACUGGUGAUUGUUCGAAAUUGUUGGAAUGCCAACUACGUGUUUUCAACCGAGGUCAAUUCGAUGUUGGUUCAAUGGGUAAAUUUGUCGAUUCAUCAUUCGAUGUACGUAGAAGCUAUUUACAAACUUCAAUUAAAGAUAUCAUUCAAUUAUUUGGUGAAGAGAUCAUUUUAAUUUGGUCUGCUAUGGCAAUGAAAAAACGUAUUGUUGUUUACUCUGAAAAGUUAUCAUCACUUUUAAAAGUAAUUAGAGCUUUACCACUCUUUGUAUUUCAUCGUCAAAAUUGGAAUAUUUUACGUCCAUUCGUUACAAUCUCUGAUUUGGAAUUAAAAGAUUUGGUUUCAACUGGUGUUUAUUGUGCUGGUUUCACUGAUUCUUCAAUAAAAUCAAGAGAAGAUUUAUAUGAUAUUUUAGUUGAUUUAAGUUCAAAAGAAGUUUCAGUAUCAUCACAAUCAAAAGAUCAAUUUAUUUUAGGUUCAUUUCAUAAGGAUGUAUUAAGAUUUUUAUUAGAUUCAUUAGAUGAUGAAGAAAUUACAGAUCAAAAUGUUAUUAAAGGUUUAAAUUUGAAAAUGAAAGAAUUAUUAACAAAAUUAGAAUCUUUAAAAGAAACAAAUGAAGAAACUGGUAAAUCAUCAAUCACUUUAGAAUCUUUAGAAACUAGAAAAUUACCAAAUGGUAUGAGUACUUUUCUUUUCAAUAUUGCAAAUGCAGAAGGUUUAAAUGGAUAA